This is a messenger RNA of Folsomia candida, 1586 nucleotides long. RefSeq lists its product as uncharacterized. The coding region runs from base 171 to 1406 and encodes 411 amino acids. NCBI's taxonomy places the organism in Eukaryota, Metazoa, Arthropoda, Collembola, Entomobryomorpha, Isotomidae. The transcript has 10 exons. The record is from RefSeq and is a predicted model, not a curated record.
CUACACAUGUACUAGCCGACAACAUAACACAAAUACGAAUAAAUAAUGACAUAAUCUCGUUAUACAUGUAUGUUUGCUGCAUGCAUACGUCACAUUGUUGGAGUUUCCCAUAAAAAAAUUCGCUUAUUCCUUCUCCUGACACCGUCUUGUCAGCAGGCGUUCUCAGAAUCAUGGAUUCCUCCAGCAAGAAAGCUUUGGUCGUUCUGGUGGGUUUUCUGCUCGGCAAGGCCAUUGGACAAACCGUCCCCGUCCCGGUAGGAAAAUUGCCCAGCUUUAACGUUUACGAGAAACGUGUAACUCUUUCGGGGUUUUCAAGUGGAGGAACGUUUGCUCAAAUGUAUCAAAUUUCUCACUCUUCAACGAUCCAUGGAAUUGCAGUAUUCUCACAUACGUACUAUCGCUGCGGCCCUCCAUCCGGAAAGAUUGACGACUACGACAAGGUGUGCACAAAGCUGUUCAACCAGACGGGUGACAAGCUGUACAAUCCCGAGUUGGUGCACAAGGAUAUCGAGACCUACUUGUACCGUGGUCUGAUUGACGACCCGGUCAACCUCCGCCAUCGAUUCCUCUACGUCUACACUGGACUCAGAAACUUCCUCUUCACUGCAGAUCAAAGUCUCAGUAUUCUACAAGUUUAUGAACGCUACAUUAAAAAUCCGCAUCGAAUCAAAACUAGGGUUCAAGAUGCUGAGCUUCUUUUGCCCACAAAUAACGAAUUUGGAGUUCCUUGCACUGAAAGGCCUGAUAAUACGUCGUUCAUCGGAAACUGCGGUUUCUCUGGGCCUUACGAAGCUCUGGUUUUCCUCCAUGGUUCCGACCACCGCAUGAGGGAAACUACAGGAGCAAGUAAACAGUCUCUAAUGCAGCAGCUUAAAAUGUUUGACCAGCGUGAAUUUGUCACGGGUCUCAAAAAUCCACAGUUGGACAUGGUGGGCUAUUAUUUCGUCCCAACGACGUGCGAAAGGAGGCGAUGUUUGUUGCAUAUUUACUUUCACGGGUGCCUCACGGGCCGACAAUUCGAGGGGACGAAGCACAUUGAGCAGAGUGGAUUUCUUGAGAUCGCCGAGGCGAGUGACAUGAUUCUCAUAUUUCCUCAGGCUGUGAUGAGUGAACCUCAAAAUGACAUUGGAUGCUGGGACACAUUCGGGAUUUCUGGUGAACUUUACGCCACGAAGCGAGGAGAUCAGAUUACGGCAGUGAAGCGAAUGGUGGACCGGGCCUUAGGAAAGGGCACACUGUCCUCCUCCUCCUCGAGCAGCGGUCAGAUUUGGUUCAACAACAAGCAGGACGCCACCAGUUUUGCCCAGGAGGGUCAGAAAGGGGGGUGGUCUCAUCACAACCAGUACGGCGGUGGUGGGCGUGGGAAGCAAAAAUAUCGAGCAGGAUAUGGCCAUUAUUAUGGAUGACACGCACCCGACCUACUUACAAAUGUCAAAUUAGGAGCAGUGGUAGGUACAUGGGUAUUGUAAUUGUAUUAGUUUGCUAAUUAACAAUGAAUUGUUACCUCGUUAUGUUACAACAUUUUUAUUAAAUAUUUAUACUUUUGGUUGGGACUUGACUAUGUCGCCGCCUCCGGUGUUACGUUA